GCGAAGCGAGCCAUGGCACACGUGUUUAGUGGCACUGCCUCUGCCGCCGCUGCCGCGCCGCACCAUAGCGCGUUCAUCGGCGUCGCGCUGAUCGCUGCCAAGCUGGUCUGCUGCUGGUGCUGCUGGUGCCGACGCGCAGCGAGGCCGAGCCCUUCGCCAUCUUUGGCCGCGACGGGCAAGUCGCGCGGCAUCGCGCUGCGCGGGGGCGCGGGCCCGUCGAUUGAAUUCUAGCGCAAAAAGCGUCCGAAGCCCGCUGCAGGUAACCCGGAUAGCCCCCUGUGCCUCCACCUCCCGAGGGCGGGUGAUAGCGUGCCCAUGUCGCACUAGUGCGUGAGGUGCGUGUUUCCCCGCGGGCCCCCGCCGCUCUUCUUGUUUCUACGU
Messenger RNA from Emiliania huxleyi CCMP1516, 381 nucleotides. RefSeq lists its product as hypothetical. The transcript has a single exon. The annotation marks the transcript as partial. The record is from RefSeq and is a predicted model, not a curated record. NCBI's taxonomy places the organism in Eukaryota, Haptophyta, Isochrysidales, Noelaerhabdaceae.